Messenger RNA from Pocillopora meandrina, 9206 nucleotides. Lineage: Eukaryota; Metazoa; Cnidaria; Anthozoa; Scleractinia; Pocilloporidae. The record is from the annotation of a GenBank genome assembly.
AUGGCUUUGCAUCCCUCAAGAGAGAAGUGUCCGAAGAGCAUGAAUCAACAAGAAAGACUAAGAUCCACGGCUUCGUCAUUACCAAUAGUUAAGAAGAAAAGUAACGAGAAACAGUUUGAGCUGUACGAACAAGUCCUCGAUCACCUUCAGUCGGCCUCUUCAGUCCUUUGGCCCACGCCACCGCAAGUUGAAAAAGCCGUUGAAGAACUAAAAGAAGGUAAGAAAAAGCUCGCUCAUAGCAACAAGCUUAUCUUAAUAGCCGAUUCCGCUGAAGAAGGUCGGGAAGUAGUUAACGAAAACGAGCGCAGAGACCUUGCUGACGACGGCGAUGACGACAAACAGUAGAUAGAAAAAGCCAGUUCUGACGCAUUUUAGAAAUCAGCCCUCAUUUCAAAGACAAAUUAUGAAGUUAACCUUGAUUUCAAGAUUGACUGGAAAUCAACCUUGAUCUGAAAAAAAAAACAGUUUUUGUACAUUUGGAAUCAACUUUGAUUUUAAAGGCAACUUGAAUUACUCAGUGCUGAUUAAUUUCACUCCCUCUUCACAAUGUCUCGCUCGUGAGUUCUGAAAGGGUGUUGAUUGUUUGUGUAAAGAUUUCUUGCGUGUGUUCUCUUACAGUAUUUUUUCCUGAGAUUGUCUAAGGACAAGAUCUGCAUCAAUGCUGUACCUUCUUAUCAAGAAUGCGUGGUCCAUGAAAACGAUCUCCAAGUUUUUCUCCUGUAUUUCCCCAUACAAAACCGUUAGAAGUUGAAUUUCUUGCAGUAAAGUUGACAAGAUUUUUUCUGUUACACCAGGAAAAAGUAUUUACUGCAAAAUCUCCCAAUAUUUCAUUCCAGUGGCAGCUGACAAUUUUCCACUCUUACCCUUCUGUUGGCUUUUCUUUUGUCUUGAAUAUUGCUGAAGGUGCUACAUCAAUAAAUUUACUCUCUAAUCCUGUUCCAACAAAGAAUGGUUUUGUGUUUUCUCCAACAAUAAUGAAUGGAAUACCCCCAAUUUUUUUGGUCUUACUCUUCCAAUUAUUACAUCUGCAUCUUUUUGAAGAGAAAGAAGAAAGCUUUUGAUGCUUCGAUUUCCAGCCAAGCAGUUUCUUGGAUAUAUUAUUGUUCCACUCACAUACUACUUUUAUUUAUCUUGAUAACACAAAAGACGUUUAAGAUAUUUGAGUUUGUUCUCUUUAUUGUAGUAAAUUUGAAAGGAAGAUUGAAGACUCUGUCUAAAGUGCCUUCUUCAAGCUCGGUGUUUGUCACCUUCAAUGCAGUAUCCCAAGCCAAUACAGAAGCAGUGUAAUACCAAACGGGAUCGAGCCUACGGUGCUUGAGACAGGUGUUUCCGAACUUUUCAAACACAUCUGCAAGCUGGAGAGAGUCGUUCUUGAGAUAAAGGUCGUGGCAAUCACCCAUCGUCUUCAUUUUGAACUCUUUCCAGACCCUUUUUGCAUGCUUCUAGUCUUCAUCAGAGGUCUCGCUGUCAUUCAACUUUGAAUAGAACUCUUUUUUGGAGGCAGUUUUGUUUUAUCAAAUUUAGUGAUACGAUCGAUGUAGUCAUAUGUGUACACACCUUUCCGCGAGACGAAAUGGAUUUUGUCUUUGAAUAUCUUCUCAGUUCCCUUCGGCUUAGUCUCUUUGAGAUCCAGCCUUCAGCUUUCGUGACCCACAUUACUAACUAAUUUAUCAAGAGAACAAGCCAUGAACUUGAAGCUGUGGGUAAAGCAAAGCUCGUUUUUGACUUCAACUUCUCUACCCUCUUCGUUGAUGAAAGGGCCAACAACAACUUUCUCUGCUGCAGCUGAUGUAUUUGUAUUUGUACUGAUGUAUGUAUUCUUGGUUGUUGGGAAUGCAUUUGAUAUUUCCCUUGCUUUUACCACUAUGCUUGCCCCUAAGGGCCCUGGGAAAAGGCUUUCCGGGAUUCUUAGCGAAUAGAUGAGAGUCAUUACCAGCCAAGUUGUGAAUGGUGACAGGAAUGAUCUUGGGCCUCUUGAAUUGCAGGAUGCAUUUGUAGUGAGCUACUCCACGAUACUACACCGUGAAAUGGCAAUGGUCUCUAAUUUUGUCUGCCUUUGGCUGAGCUGCAUAAGUGUCAUCAUUAAGUAAACCCCUGCAAAUCCAGCAGUGUAAUGCAUCGUUGAACUCACACCUAUCUUCAUCUGUGAAGGUCAUCUUCUUGGCAAUGUCGAAUUUUUAACUUCCUUGAUGUUUUUUUCGAGCUUUUCAACAAAGGUCUGACCAACAUCUUCAUCCUCACUCUUUGCUCCUUAGAUGACUGGCUGUUGUCAAUAUAGCUUAUUAUCAAAGUGAAUGAUUUGAUAACACCACCCACAUGGUUUAUGCUUGGCUCACAAUUACUGAUUGGUUGAGUAGAACAAAGAUUAAUCCAAAGCAGUGACACCACAGUUGUUUUGAUGAAGUACUUCAAUGUUUGAGUUGUAGUCUGUGUGAUAUCAGCACAUCAUUUUUUUCUCGAGGAAUGUCUCAAUGAAGAGACUUCUGGGGGCAUAUUUUGACCAAAAAAAGGUUAAGUAUAUUGUUUCUGUUUUUUCAUUAACAUACUUCUUGGUCACUGCGUUUUGGUGGUCAGCUGGAUUGGCAAGAUUGAUGAUCUUUUUAUUUUUCAUAUCUGUAUCAGUUUCUUGAACUAAUUCAUAAGGAAGCUUGGGUCUAUUGAGAAACUCAUUUUUUAAUUAGUUUUUUUCAAAUCAACAAAUUCCUUCAGGACAAAACUAAGUUCCAGGCGGAAAAAGGAAACAACGGUUUGAUCCAUCCUUCAGAUAGUAGAGAACAGUCUCACCAUUAUUCAUAAGUGUUCCAUCAAUGUCGAAGACCUUCAGACCAGAUUGAAUCUGUUGCUCUUCCUUGACCACCUUCCAGCUAACCAACAGCGGCAGAGAUCUCUCACAUUCUUUGAAGGAUCUAGUCUCUUUUCCUUCAAGCCAACAGGUCUUGAAGAAGUCAUUGAAUUCCUUGUGUCAACUGACUGGUCUUUGGUGGCAUCCACGGGUUUCUUUCCAGUCCACCUGGUCAUUUCACUAUUCAAAGUUGAAACAACUUCUGGAAGCCUCGUUACCCGUUCAGUUGAUCUAUUUCCCUCUUUGAAGUUAAUCUCAUGACUAUUGAAAAGUGAAGGGGCCUUAACCCAAACUUUGAUGAAUCGCUCAACGAUUCCCUGAUCCCUGUGAUCACUUGCGACUGCCGUGUACCUUCCAUACUUCAGACUUAAUCCAUGACUAUUGGAAAGUGAAGAGGCCUUUACCCCAAGUGUGAUUGAAUCGCUCAACGAUUCCCUGAUCCCUGUCAACGUUCACAUUCCCUCUUCUUAUCCUCUCAUCAUCCUUUGCCGUUUGCCUUGUGACAUCACCCAGGAAUUCACGCCCAGAAUCAACCUGAAGCACUUUCGGCUAUCUCAGUGGUCCACACUCAUAAAUUGUCUGAAAAGUCUUUGGAACAACUGGUAGUCCAUACUUGUAGACUUUGAUGUGAUGAGGAAGGAAAAGAAGAUCAGCUUGAUGAACUGCGUUUGGAGAUUGAACAUCAAAAGUUGGUCUAGAAAUACACUUUGGGGCAUGCAAAUAUAUCUUCCAUAUUGCUUGCCUCAUCAGCCAAGGCUUUGCAACGUCCUCAGAAACUCCGGCUUCUUUAACCAACUUCUUCACAGCUGGCAAUCCCUCCCAAAAGCCUUCAGGGCUAUAAUAAACUCUUGAAAGUUUUCUUCCCCUUUUUAUUGUAGUUCGAAAGAAAUGAGCAGCAGCCAAUCCCAAAGCCAAAGCCAUUCCUCCAGCUUGGAUCAUUUUGCCUCACUUUUAUUCAACAUUUGGCUUGUAGAAGUCAGAAAGCUACGGUUCUCUCAGAUCAAGCUCUUGAUUAUGCACCUCGUUGUACAGCUUCAAAGCAUAACCUGUGUCCACCACAUUCUGUUUUGCCUGCUUCUUCACUCUGUUAUUAGUUUUGAUCCAAUCAAGAAGCUUUUUUAGCUUUGUUCUAUUCUCUUGAUACUUUUUGUAGGCCACUUGGUACCUCUCUACAGCGACAUUGUGCCUCUCCUUUUCUUCUUCAACACUUUUCUGGUCUCCACUCAAAUACUUUGCGCGAAAGCUACCUCCAACAAAGGCGGUCGCAUUGAUGAGUACUUCUCCAAUCAUUAUUGCUAUGCUUGCCAUUUUAUUUAACUUAAUCAGUAUGUUUUAAAAUCGACAAUGAGUAUUCAUCAUGAAACUUUUGACAAAGUUGUGCUUGUUAGAGGCCUGGAUUCUUUGGAUCUUCUUCUAUAUGACUGAUAUAGAAUAUUAAGGGAAUCUCAAAGUCAUUGCCAUUUUAUUUAUCUUAAUUGGUAUUUCUGAAAAUUGACAACAAGUAUGCAUCAUGAAACUUUUGACGAAGUUCCGCUUGUUCGAGGCCUGUAUCUUUUGGAUCUUCUUCUAUAUUACCAAUAUAGAAUAUUAAGGAAAUCUCAAUGAUUGUGGAGACUGCUGCUAACUUAACUGCAUUGGUUGUUAAUCAGCUCAACGUUUUUUUAGAUGACAAAAAUUUUUGGUUCCUAAAGAUAGCAUGUUGCGAUUGAUGCAACGAUCACAAUAGUGAUCUUAACAUAGUUCAUAAGAUUUGAAGUCGGACCAGAAGUCGUCGGUUCCUUGAUGACUUUCUCUGAAACCCAUUCGCUUCCGGCAGCCAAUCCAGUCAAGGUAAUUGAAUUGGUCGUUGUUUUAACAAGCUUAUUAUUAAAAUACUAUCUAUUUCCUUAUCAUUGACUAAUAGUGCUUCAUUAUCUUUGGAAGUGAGAAGAGUAGCACUUGUGAUUGCCUUGUACCUUCCUCACUUCAGACUUAUUACACUGGCAAUCAUUCCCAGUUCUCCAGUUCAUCAACAGGGAGAAAAUGGGUCAGUGUUUUACAUGAGAGCUGAAGAAAUGUAUCAACCAUAGCAUCACAAGUCUUUGAAGACAAUGAAGCUUCAUAUCUCUUCAAGUACUUGUCCAUGUAUUGUUAAGUAAGCUUCUUGACUUGAUCCUGGGUAAGAGAUACAUUAAUCAUUUCCUUAACUUUUCAACUUGCAAUGAGAAAAUUUAGUUGCUCACGAUUUUUCUAAUCACUUGAAGAUCGGUAGGAUUCAGCUCCCAGAGGGGAGGGUUCAACCUCGAGACUGUUCGAAACAUCAUUAACAGCAUCUUUUUCAUUGUCAGUCAUCUCCAUUUCAUUUAAGAAAAAGAAAUGUUUUCAUGUUACGGACGAAGAAAUGAUAAUGAUUGCAUAAGCCAUUGAAGCCGUAAAAGAAGAAGAAGAAACGAUGGCUCCGUUAUUUGAAUUACAGUUUACCCCACAAGGAUUCCCAUGUACAUGGAAGAAUAUUCUUCAAAAGAAAAGAUACUCUGUUGCGCUUAAAUAACUGCACGCCCCACAUGCGGGGGAGGACUUGGGAUUUGAAGUCACCUCAGCUUUGGAAAGGUAAGACAUGAAUCAUUGAAUCAUGUAACGCUGUGUGACAUAGAAUAUUUAUGAAUGAAAAAAGGAUCAUUUGUACAAGGAACACAAAAAACCAAGAGAGAACCGAGCGAAAACCAAGAUUGAACCGAGCGAACACCAGAGUGAAACAAGCGAAAACCGAGAGAGAACCGAGUGAAACCGAGAUUGUACCGAGCAGAAACCGAGAGAGAAUUAAAUACUCACUUACUUGACUAAGAUGUUUCCUUAGGGAGUUACAACAGAUAUGAAUGCGAUUCAAUUUUUGUUUGUCAAUAGGUCGAUGCGCGACGCACUUCGCGAUGCAGAAGCACAUCACCAUGUGCAUUUUAAUAUACAGUCCAACGAAUUUACUCACGCCUUCCAAUUCAGUAAUUUUGAUGUGGAGGAAGUGCGUGAGGGUUCGGAACGUUUCAACGCAUAUCUGGUAUCCCUGGCCAAGAAGCAUGGAUAUGGUAACGCUUUGUCUGUGGUGAGAUCGCCGGCUUGGAUACAUCUAAUGAGCUCGAGACUGUUUUCUUAAUGGUCUGGGACAUUUUUUAGCAUCAGUUUAAGGGCGUUGGCAAGAAGCCAUGAAGUGCUUUGGGUCCAUUGAUGUUGGAUACGAUAGGUCGUAUUUUAAUAUCGGGGCCUGCUUUGUGGGUCUUUAUGAGGUGGUAGACGUGUUUGACGCAAAGAAGCUUUUUUGGACAAAGGAAGGGAUUUUGUUUUGCAGGCAGAUCUUCUUCCAGGCUGUGUUAACUUUAUUUUCGCCUGUCAUGGCUGCCAUGCCGGGCACUUUUUGGUAGGUGUUGGCGUAACUGAGGUGAUCAAGGCAUGUGUGUAUGUGUCUUGUUAUAUGACGCAGAACUCAGUGCCUUUAUCGCUGGGGAGGCAUACGUAGUUCUUCUCUUUGAGUUCUUUUAUAAUUUUCUUGUCUCUGUCGUCGAUAUUCGACCAUUUCUUUUGGGGUUGUAGUGAUUUGAGAGAAGUUGGAGUUUAUGAUGAAUCCUCUGCAGCUUGUUUUUAAGUUCUUCAUCAGACUGGGGUCUGUAGAUGUGUCGGGUUUGUGGAUAGGUAAAAAAAAAUCUGACUUUUGGGGGUUUGACUCACGGUAGUGUUUCCAUCGUAUUGGCAAUAACUUUUUACACUCUUUCCUUUUUCUUCCCUAUUUCUUCCCUACGUUGAUGUGCACGCAAUUCAUCCACUCUUUUGAUCACGUAUGAAUGUCUAAGAUGUAUCCAUGCUCCUGUAGUCUUCAAUAAAUAUUUCUGGUGUAGUUUUUGCUGCUUCUUUUCUCCACCCUGUGGUGUCUCUCCACCUCGGUAAGAUAUCGCCAUUCCACCAAAGACACUUAGUCUGCAAUUUGUAAAUGUUCCAACUUUACUCUGACUUUCUCUAUAGGGUUUGGCAUGCAGUCUUUCCAUAGAUGUCGUAUCCUCGUCCGCCAUCUUGCUUCUUCUUCGAUUUCUUUUCUUCUCUUGCACGAAUUACAAUGGUUACAUGAACACCUAAAAUCAUGUUAAUAGUGUACGAACGGCAUUUUACUCUGCAAUAUCUUUACUAUUCAAGUCUUCUUAUAGCCACAUGCCCACAAUUGCCCACCACACAAAUUUACAUGGACUUGCGCCUUAUCUAAAAAAGACUCCCAAAUGGAUGAAAAUGUCACUCCUAGACACUCAUGUGAUCGACCACCCGUGUAGGUAGUUGUUGUGCAUGUAACUUUCAUCUAGUAAUGUCAUACACGUCAUGAGUAUAUUACACCAAUGAUGUCAUAUAGGUGCACAUAGUGAGCACAUUAACAUUACGUCAUGAGUACAUUACACCUAUGAUGUCAUAUAGAUACACAUAAUGAACACGAUGUAGUCACGUGUUAUGUAGAUCGCGACGUUUGGACUGCAUACUGCUAGUUUUCAGGCGAUGAGGUCGACCGGUCAUGCGUGAUAUUUACAGGUACAAGAUUUCAGGUACACAUCAUGAGUAUAUUACACCAAUGAUGUCAUAUAGGUACACAUAAUGAGCACAUUACAAUACAAUACAAUAUUUAUUUUGCCAUUUAAAACAUUUACAGAUGGAGAAAAAAAAAUGAAGAAAAUUGAUGACAGAAAAUAAAUGGCGAGAAAACCUGAAAGAAACCACGAGGCUUAUAACAAGUCAGGCUUUCAAAUUUUUUUUCAGGUCCUAUUUUCAACUAUUCGUUUUACUAGUGUUCUAAGCUGCGAGAAUCUCUUAAUUUCAUCUCUUCACCGCAGUGCAAAUAUAUGAAUUUCAUAUAUCUAAAAUCAUCACGUGUCACAUAGUACAUAAUACAGCUCUGUGUUUGGUUUAGGACCAGAGUAACCACUAUUACUACGCUGAGUACCUAGAUCCCUUAACGAGCACGCAGAUGCCAUCAGCAAGUUCAUAGAUUGCAAUGAAUGGGGAGUUUCCUUACAUUUUUUCACUCACGUGGGUGGUAUCUGGAGCCCCCAUUCUGUUGAUCGGUUUGCUAAUUCCCACAACUUUAAGCUUACAAAGUUCUAUUUGCACUAUUGGAACCCUGGUUGCGAAGGAGUCAAUGCCUUUUACUACACUGGGUUGGGGAGAAUAAUUGGCUAGUGCCCGCAGUGUCCUUGAUUCCUCAGGUUAUUAGGCAUCUUGCGCAUUGAAAAGCUGCAGGUACUUUUGUCGUACCCGAAUGGGUUUCGUCCCCGUUCUGGCCUAUGUUCCUUGGGUUUCAGUCUUCUUACCAUUCCCUUGUCGAGGGUAUUAUUACUUUCACUGACAUUGCAGGAAUUUCCACCGGGAAAACAUCAGUGUGUUUGUAGUUUCGGUGACUACUCCUUACCUCGUUAGCCAUGUAUGCUUCUAGUCUCAGUGACUAGUGAUUGCCUCGGUGGCUGAGUAUGCUUCUAGUCUCAAUGACCUGUGUGUGCAUUGACGGCGGCGUAAGUCUGUAGUCCUGUCAUUUUUGUGUGCCUCGGUGGCUGUGUCUCUUUCGUUUAGUGGAGUUAUUUAUGCUAAAGCGGCCGUUAAUGUUUGUAAUCCCCGUACCCGUUUUGUUGUUUGGAUGUCCAUGUGGGACUUUACUUUCGUUGGCCACUGCGUACCUCGUUGUCCGCACGUGUUGCGUAGUUCGUACUUUUCUUACCGGCUUUGACUUGGUCUUGAUCCGCAGGAUCGUUUUCAGUAUAUCCCAUUUCUGUGGGCUCCCACCCAAUUUUCUGGUGACAGUUCCCUUUCUCUCCGUUUUGUGUCUUCCUAGACGUUUUUUUCCGGUCCCAUGUGGUCCGAGCUUACCCACGUUCAAAAUCGUCCUUUUCGUCUUUUGGCGAACUAGUAACCCGAUGUGGUCCUUGGCUCCAGAGCAGAUAAUUCAACAGCCUCGUAUCUUAGCGGUUUUAGACAAUGGCGUUCUUGGGCCUCUAGAUUCCCUGAGAUCAGCUUCUUGCCAGCAACCCCGGUUUACGUGGCCUUGUAUUUACUCAGCAUCUUUUAAGCUUCUACUUCUCCGGCACAUGACCUUGCUGGUUUCCAGUCAUCAACGAACCACACUCUUCCACAAAAAGUUAUGGAAUCUGCCCUACGGAUAUUGUCGCAUCGGAAGUCCAAGAAGUUGCCGAUGACUACAGAAAUUCUCUUCAAUUUCCUCCAGAGCCUGGAUGGCUCUUUGGUCGAUACGAGAUGUAUGACCAUGGCACUCCUCGCUUACGCAAGGUUCUUGAGGUUUGAUGAGCUUUCAAACCUAAGGCUCAUGGAUGUAACUGCACACCCUACAUAUUUAUUUUUUGCUAUUUAUUGA